GUGGAGUGCGGGGCCGCCCGGCGCGCUGUCAGUCCCUGCGGCUCGGAGCAGGCGCAGGCGCGCUCGCGGGACUCCUCCGGGCAGCACGGUCGUCCCCCGGCUCCUCGGGCUCCGCGGUCAGGAGGGCGCCAUGGACGACAGGGAGUUAAUUGGGUACUUUAAGUCUCAGAUGAAAGAAGAUCCUGACAUGGCCUCUGCCGUGGCUGCCAUACGGACGUUGCUGGAGUUCCUGAAGCGAGAUAAAGGGGAGACGAUGCAGGGCCUGCGGGCGAACCUCACCAGAGCCAUCAAGACCCUGUGUGGCGUGGACUCCUCGGUGGCCGUGUCCUCGGGCGGGGAGCUCUUCCUGCGCUUCAUCAGCCUCACCUCCCUGGAGCACUCCGAUUUCUCCAAAUGUAAGGAGAUCAUGAUUGAGCGGGGAGAGCUUUUCCUCAGGAGAACGUCGCAGUCGAGAAGCAAGAUCGCGGAUCUGUGCCAUACUUUCAUCAAAGACGGGGCAAAAAUACUGACUCACGCCUCCUCCAGAGUGGUGCUGAGGGUCCUGCAGGCGGCUGUGGCGGCCAAGAAGCGCUUCAGUGUGUACGUCACUGAGUCCCAGCCGGACCUAUCCGGGAAGAAAAUGGCCAAAGCUCUCUGCCGGCUCAAUGUCCCUGUCACCGUGGUCCUGGAUGCUGCUAUCGGCUACAUCAUGGAGAAAGUGGACCUCGUCAUAGUCGGUGCCGAAGGAGUCGUGGAAAACGGAGGGAUCAUUAACAAGAUUGGAACCAACCAGAUGGCCGUGUGCGCCAAAGCGCAGAACAAGCCGUUUUACGUGGUUGCGGAGAGUUUCAAGUUUGUGCGGCUCUUCCCGCUAAACCAGCAGGACGUCCCGGAUAAGUUUAAGUACAAGGCAGCCACUCUGCUGUCGGCGCAGACGGGACAGGAUCUCCGAGAGGAGCACCCGUGGGUCGACUACACCUCCCCCUCCUUGAUCACGCUGCUGUUUACGGACCUGGGGGUGCUGACGCCGUCCGCGGUCAGCGACGAGCUCAUCAAGCUGUACCUGUGACCGGGGACCCUGCACUGCCCUGCGCGGGAGAUGCCGCCGCUGGGCAGGGGGAGGAGCCUCCUGACCCCUCGCUGAGCCGGGCCGAGACAAGAUUGCUUUUUUAAUGAAGAUUUGUGGACUAAGGACUUAAAAAUCAUAGGUUUUGGUGGACUUUGUUUUCAUUUCAGUCCCAUUUAAACAUGUUCAGGGUUCCCCUAAAACUCAACCUAAGUUGUACUGACGGUUCCCAGAUACUUUUUCGUUUCCUGUUUCCAGAAAUACACAUUAGAUUAUUGGCUACUUAGCCAGUGA
This is a messenger RNA of Phyllostomus discolor (pale spear-nosed bat), 1339 nucleotides long. It is a transcript of the gene EIF2B1, whose product is annotated as eukaryotic translation initiation factor 2B subunit alpha. The record is from RefSeq and is a predicted model, not a curated record. Gene Ontology annotation, cellular component: eukaryotic translation initiation factor 2B complex. Gene Ontology annotation, biological process: translational initiation. The coding region runs from base 131 to 1048 and encodes 305 amino acids. The transcript has 9 exons. Gene Ontology annotation, molecular function: guanyl-nucleotide exchange factor activity; translation initiation factor activity. Lineage: Eukaryota; Metazoa; Chordata; Mammalia; Chiroptera; Phyllostomidae.